Fusarium fujikuroi IMI 58289 is the source of this 2013-nucleotide messenger RNA. RefSeq lists its product as uncharacterized. NCBI's taxonomy places the organism in Eukaryota, Fungi, Ascomycota, Sordariomycetes, Hypocreales, Nectriaceae. The coding region runs from base 1 to 2013 and encodes 670 amino acids. The record is from RefSeq and is a predicted model, not a curated record. The transcript has 2 exons.
AUGCCUCGUCGAUCUGGAAGACUUGCCUCUCGCCAAACUGGUGAUGCGAAGGAACAUGAUGAGAAGAGGUCUGAGGAGGAGCAGGGAGAAUCGAGUUCCAUGCACGCAAAGGUCCCCCAAGAAUGGGAUGACGACGAAGACGACGAAUACGAUGAUGACCGGGAUACAGCAAAGUAUACCCAGAACUCUCUUACAGUCACAUAUGAAGACUCAGAGUUUGAACUGAGUGAAAUCGAGGAAGACGAAGAAUUCCUCGUCGAGGGCGAGCUUGAACAAGAAUGCUUCGACCUCAGCGAACUUCCUCUCGACCCUUGUGAAGUCCCUCCCGAAGAACCAGAGGUUGACGACGACGAUGAGCUGGAGACUCAUCAGUCAAACAAGAGGGCUCGCAUAUCAAUUGAUACUGCUGAGCAAUGGAUCUCCGACUUCAAUCGGGCAAACCCAGUCAAUGAUGAUGAUCCAGAUCUACUACGUUUCCGGGAAACCUUGAAAAUCAUCGUGGAGCGUAUAUGCAACUGGGCCCGUGAAAAUGAGAACGGCUCAUUAAAAGCCUGGUUCAAAUCACCUGUUUCUGAGCGACAUACCACAUCCCAGUUCAGAAGCAUCCUUGCACGAGUCGAUAUACAGCAACUGAUCGACAACCUAUUUGAGCACAUGCCGAAAUGUGUCCAAAAGAUUUUCGGCAAGAAAAACCUCAGGCCAAUGGAUCUUCUUGAUCUACCUAAAGUGCCUCACUCCUUUUCCCACCGCCUGACAUACACAGAUGUCCCUGUGCGUGCUGGAGUUAACAACAUCACACGAUUGCCUGGAGUCAGGGGGAAACCAGUCAAAUCUAUCAAGCCCGACGCACAGCUUGGGAAAGAGGCACCGACAAAGGUUUAUUUGGGAUCUACCAUCAGCAAAUUCGGAGCAUACACACGAAUACGUACUCAUGAAGCGGGCUCCGAUGGCAAGGUGAAAGAGAAGUCUGUUCACUAUGACUUCACCAAGCAACCAGAUGUCGCCCCUAACCUCCGCAUUGUUGGUGUAUGGUCUAACCCUUUCGUCGUCGACUCGCUCGACAACCCCAACGAUAUUGAUAGGUGGCUUCCUGUCUUUCUGGAAGGUAUACUCAUGGUAUACCUGGGACUAGUACAUCGCUCCAAUACGCCUCUUAUCGACAGGACCCUCCAGGGAGUCUUUUCCGAGGCAAAGUACGUUCUAAUCGACCGCCUAAGAAGCAAUUUGGAACUCCCCGAUUUCCACACCCAGAGCUUGAACCUGGCUUGGUCUAUUGCACAGGGUGUCAACGGCGGAAUGAUUGUUGUGAACGAGUGCAGCAAUUGCAAGCGGCCCAAGUUCUUCCACGGCAAGAAGCAAAAGUUUGUGACACUUGACGGCAGUCUGUCAGACAGAAUCUGUGGCGCAUGUUAUCAAUACGCAAGGAAGCAUAAUGGCGAGCUCCGCACUUCGAAUACUACUCAUUACGUCAAAUCGCGAGGUGCUAGGGUUUGCAACAACCCCAACUGCCGCAAAGUUGAGGGCAGCGAUGAGAAGGGGCAUUUUCGUACUGACAUUCUCGAUAAGACAAAAUGGAGAUGUCCUACAUGUGCUGCCUACCAAAAGAACCAUAAUGGCGAAGAUCGACCGGCAGAGCAACCUGCGCCCGCUGCUGAUAAUAGGUCUUGCUGCAAUCCCGACUGUGACAGAGUGCAGGUUCCUGGUGGCGCUAAGAUCCACUGGAAAAGCAGGGUGACAGCUACAGGAACAGUCGAAUGGAGGUGCUCCAGGUGCUCGUCAUACCUCAAAAACAAUGGCGUCGAUCGGCCAAGUGGGGAGGUCAAAACGGGUAGGAAACCACAACAAGCAGGCAGGUCUUGCUCCAAUUGCGGCCAAGUUCAAGACCCAAAUGGGAAAAGUUUGAAUUGGCGUAAGAAUGAGGCUGCGGAGGGAACGUUCAGAUGCAGACCCUGCCAUGAUUACUUUACCAAGCAUGACGGUGAGGAACGACCACAAAGUCGGUGGACCCGUUGA